AUGGGGAAUGAUACCACCUCCAUUACAGAGUUCAUCCUCCUGAGAUUCCCUCUUAACCCAAGGAUGAAGAUGUUCCUCUUUGGCCUCUUCUCCCUGUUCUACACUUCCACCUUGCUGGGUAAUGGGCUCAUCCUGGGGCUCAUCUGCCUGGACAGCAGGCUUCACACCCCCAUGUACUUCUUCCUCUCACACCUGGCCGUUGUGGACAUUGUAGCCUGCAACACGGUGCCCCAGAUGCUGGUGAACCUGCUGAACCCAGACAAGCCCAUCUCCUUUGCGGGCUGCAUGACUCAGACCUUUCUCUUUUUGACUUUUGCUAUCACAGAAUGUCUCCUCUUGGUAGUGAUGUCCUAUGACCACUAUGUGGUCAUCUGCCACCCUCUGCGGUACUCUGCCAUCAUGAGCUGGAGUGUCUGCAUCACCCUGGCAGUGACUUCCUGGACCACUGGAUUUCUUCUGUCCCUCAUUCACCUCAUGUUACUUUUACCUUUACCCUUUUGUAUGUCCAAGAAAGUCAAUCACUUCUGUGAAAUAAUGGCUGUUCUUAAACUUGCCUGUGCUGAUACACACAUUAAUGAGAACAUGGUCUUGGCUGGGGCAGUGUCUGUGUUGCUGGGACCAUUCUCCAUGAUUGUAGUCUCAUAUUUGUGCAUCCUCUGUGCUAUCAUGAAGAUCCAGUCAGGAAAAGGUAAAAGAAAAGCCUUCUCCACCUGCUCCUCCCACCUCUGUGUGGUUGGACUCUUCUAUGGCACAGCUAUUAUCACGUAUGUUUCACCCAGAUAUGGGAACCCCAAGGAGAAGAAGCAAUAUCUCCUGCUGUUUCAUAGCCUUUUCACCCCUAUGCUCAAUCUCCUGAUCUAUAGUCUUAGGAACUCAGAAGUGAAGAAUACUUUAAAUAGAGGUCCUUUCUUCCCACUUCUGCUGCAGCAGAGAGGCCCAGAUGACAUCACAGAGAAGCUGAGCUGCAUUCUUGGUCACACUGGUCCUACUUCCCAAGACUCACCUGUUCCCUAUGGAGACCGGGAAGAUGGCAGUGCAGAAAGGCCAAUCUUGCCAACUGUCCAGGGACUGCAAGGAGACCUUUCAUCCCAGAGGUUCCUCACAAACCUGAAUGCACGUGAGCUCACUCAGUCACUCAGGCUCUCCUGGGCUACAUCUGCAGGACUGUACCAAAACUCCUGGAGUUGA
Molecule: messenger RNA, 1188 nt
Organism: Fukomys damarensis (Damara mole-rat)
Lineage: Eukaryota; Metazoa; Chordata; Mammalia; Rodentia; Bathyergidae
Product: olfactory receptor 13
Biological process (GO): G protein-coupled receptor signaling pathway
Cellular component (GO): membrane
Molecular function (GO): olfactory receptor activity; G protein-coupled receptor activity
Source: RefSeq, a predicted model, not a curated record